AUGGAGCGUCUGUUGGGGCUCUCCCUGCUCCUGUGUCUCCCGGGGACCCUGGGGCAGAUCUCCCAGUGUGAUUCCAGUAAAGGCUCUAUCCACCAAUUCACUGACAAUGCUUUGGCGGACAACAGGACAGUUGGUCUCGGUAGAACACCACAGUAUUUUGGUUUGAAUGCACUUGUUCAAGAACAUGGGAGAUACUUUGACAUAAUAGGGUAUCCCUGCAAUCAGUUUGGUCUCCAAGAACCGGGCGAAAACGCCACCGAAAUCUUCGCUGGGCUCAAGUUUGUGCGCCCUGGAAAAGGGUUCCAGCCAAACUUCAUACUCAUGGCUAAAACUGAAGUCAACGGACCAAAUGAGAACCCCGUUUACACAUUUCUAAAGUCCGCCUGUCCACCCGCCACGGAAACCAUUGGCGAUCCCAAGAGGCUGUUCUGGACGCCAAUUAAGGUGAACGACAUUACUUGGAAUUUCGAGAAAUUUCUGCUGGACCAUUUUGGUCGCCCGCGUUACAGGGUUGCCUCUGCAGUUAACCCACUUGACCCGAGAGUGAAAGAACUUGUGUCCAAUCUGGUGUCCCAGGCAAGGCUUGGUAAUCAAAGUUAUUAACUCCUUAUUUGUUGACAUUUUGCAUAUUUUUUAAUCUUCUGUGUAUUUCUCCUCCAAUAUGAUGGCCAGGCUGACAACUGGUAUACAGACAGUCUGACUUGAGGCGUCUCACAGCAGACAGAGGUCUUCUAAGUGCAUUCAGCCACUGUCUGCUAACGUGACGAUGGAUAUGAGAUCUACACGUAACCUGAAUAAAGAGAUACAUAUUCACAAAA
Molecule: messenger RNA, 818 nt
Organism: Lingula anatina
Lineage: Eukaryota; Metazoa; Brachiopoda; Lingulata; Lingulida; Lingulidae
Product: glutathione peroxidase 6
Biological process (GO): response to oxidative stress
Molecular function (GO): peroxidase activity
Source: RefSeq, a predicted model, not a curated record